Glycine soja is the source of this 1053-nucleotide messenger RNA. Its product is annotated as pentatricopeptide repeat-containing protein At3g46790, chloroplastic-like. The transcript has a single exon. The record is from RefSeq and is a predicted model, not a curated record. NCBI's taxonomy places the organism in Eukaryota, Viridiplantae, Streptophyta, Magnoliopsida, Fabales, Fabaceae. Gene Ontology annotation, molecular function: protein binding; RNA binding; zinc ion binding. Gene Ontology annotation, biological process: RNA modification. Bases 28 to 1038 code for a protein of 336 amino acids.
GCAGUUAUUACAUCAGCGUUGAUUGAUAUGUAUGCCAAGUGUGGUAAAAUUCACUCUGCUGAGAAGUUAUUCAAUAAUGGAUUCCAUUUAAAAGAUGUUAUACUCUGUAACUCUAUGAUUAUGAGUUAUGGAAUAUAUGCUCACGGGCAUUAUGCUCUAGGUGUCUAUGGUAGAAUGAUAGAGGAAAGGCUCAACCCAAAUCAAACUACAUUUGUUUCACUGCUAACAGCUUGCAGUCACUCAGGCCUUGUUGAAGAAGGUAAGGCUUUGUUCCACUGCAUGGAAAGGGAUCAUAACAUUAAGCCUCAGGACAAACACUAUGCUUGUCUUGUGGAUCUUCUUAGUCGAGCCGGCCGCCUCGAGGAAGCAGAUGCAUUGGUGAAACAAAUGCCCUUCCAACCCAGCACAGAUGUGCUUGAAGCUUUGCUCAGUGGUUGCAGAACCCAUAAGAAUACUAACAUGGGGAUACAAAUAGCAGAUAGAUUAAUUUCCUUAGAUUACUUGAACUCUGGAAUUUAUGUCAUGUUAUCAAAUAUAUAUGCUGAAGCAAGAAAAUGGGAAUCAGUGAACUACAUACGAGGCCUCAUGAGGAUGCAGGGCAUGAAGAAAAUACCUGGUUAUAGUUUGAUUGAAGCAGGGAACAAGGUAUACACAUUUUUUGCUAGUGAUGAUUCACAUCCUAAUUGGGCUGAUAUUUAUCAAUUAUUAGAGAAUUUGAGGCUUGAGGUGGAGACAGAAGGUUACAUUCCUGAUACUAGUUGUGUUCUUCGUGAUGUAAAUGAGCCAAUGAAGGUUAAGUUGCUCUGGGGACAUAGUGAGAGACUAGCUAUUGCAUUCGGUCUUUUAAGCACACCUUAUGGAAGCUUGAUUAGGAUCACCAAAAAUCUUCGUGUGUGUGUUGACUGUCAUAAUGUUACCAAAUACAUAUCAAAAAUAGUUCAGAGGGAAAUUAUCGUUUCCAUCACUUUGUUAAUAGGAAAUGCUCAUGUAAUGAUUACUGGUAAUGAGGACUUGCUGAGAACUAUGAUGCACAGAUAAAAUAUGGAUCCAAUA